CUUCCCUCAUCAUCUCUGGCUUUAAAGCCUCAGGAAGGUGGAUGACACACACAUGUGGGUCACCUGCCACUGCAGUAACAUCUCCUCAUCCUGCAGCUUCUCCUGAGAAUUGAAGGUGGUGGUAUUUGGUGCAAAUCUUCUUAAGGUUAUUCUGAAGUCUUUCAGAAGGACAGGUAUCUGUAUCUCGUACUGCAGCACCCAGCGGAUUCAGGCGAAGGUCAUAAUGGGCUCAAGCUCCUCAUCCUACGCCCCUAAAACUGUCUACCUGGAUGUAGAUGGCAAAGUCCAGAGGGUCAUUUUCAGUCGCCACUGCAGUCCGUGUGACAUUAAAGAGCUCCUCUGCACAUCGUCCAACAUUGCCAGAAACUCAGCGAUACUUCUGGUGGACACAGAAGGGGCGCUAAUAUCCAUCGACCCCACCAUGCCCACCAACUCCCCCAAUAACCUGUAUAAGGUAGUCCCCCACUCCGGUCAAGGAGGAGAGAAAGAAGACAUGUUCCAGAAUGUUCUCUCACAGGUGGCUGAGCAGUUCAGUCGAGCUUUCAGGAUAAACGAGCUGAAGACUGAGGUGACCAACAGACUGGCCAUGCUGGAGAAGAGAGUCGAACUGGAGGGCCUGAAAGUGGUGGAGAUUGAGAAAUGUAAGAAUGAUCUGAAGAAACUAAGGGAUGAGAUGACCUCUAGAGGCGGAGCGAGUUCUCAUUUUGGAGAUACGAGAGUGAACUGCAACUGCAAAUACAAUUUCACAGACGACGGAAAGAAGCUCUCUCCAAGACGGGAUGUCCCGAGUUACCCAAAGUACACACUCUCCCAGGAGACUAUAGAAGCUCUAAAGAAGCCCACCUUUGAUGUAUGGCACUGGGAACACAAUGAGAUGCUAAGCUGUUUAGAGUACAUGUAUCAUGACCUGGGGCUGGUUAAGGAGUUCAACAUGAACCCCAUCACACUGAAAAGAUGGCUGUUGGCGAUUCAGGAAAAUUACCGUGAGAACCCAUUCCACAACUUCCGCCACUGCUUCUGCGUCAGCCAGAUGAUGUAUGGAAUGAUUCACCUCUGCAACCUCCAGGUGUGGGAGAAGCUGACUAUGACAGACAUGUGCAUUCUAAUGACGGCAGCUGUGUGCCAUGAUCUGGACCAUCCAGGAUAUAAUAACACGUAUCAGAUUAAUGCUCGGACAGAGCUGGCCGUGCGUUAUAACGACAUUUCCCCCUUGGAGAACCACCACUGUGCCGUGGCCUUCCAAAUCCUCGCCAUGCCCGAGUGUAACAUCUUCGCCAACAUCGAACCUGAGUCCUUCAAACAGGUCCGACAGGCAAUCAUUACUCUCAUUUUAGCCACUGACAUGGCCAGACAUGGAGAGAUACUAGACUCCUUCAGACAGAAAGUGGACAACUUUGACUUUACCAACGAGGAGCACGUCAAAUGUCUAAAGAUGGUCUUAAUCAAGUGCUGCGACAUCUCCAACGAGGUCAGGCCUACAGAGGUGGCCGAGCCGUGGGUGGACUGUCUGCUGGAGGAGUAUUUCAUGCAGAGCGACAGAGAGAAGUCAGAAGGUCUUCCUGUCGCCCCGUUCAUGGACCGGGACAAAGUGACCAAGCCCACUGCGCAAAUCGGCUUCAUCAAGUUUGUCCUCAUCCCCAUGUUUGAGACAGUCAUGAAGCUCUUCCCUCAGAUUGAGGAGAUCAUGGUACAGCCAUUGCGAGAUUCUCGGGACCAUUAUGAAGAACUGAAGCAGAUAGAUGAUGCCAUGUCAGAGGCUCAGAAGAAGAAAACGGAGAGCAUGUCAUUAGGAAAGAAGAAAUAGACUUAGCCUCCGUCUUUCAUGGUAGCAAAAAAGAGGUUCAGGCUAAACUGAAAUCCCGUGGCCAGGAGUGAAGCCUAGCAUUGUUCUGGCUUCCCACGUGCCUUUUUACUGAAGCGGAGUGGAGCUUCUCCAUCCCAACGUCUCAGAAGACAUUAAGACUUCUCUGAGGAGGUGGCUCCUUCCACGUCCCAUAGAUGUAGUAAGAAUUAGGAGAAGAUUCAAGAAGGCAGUGAAUACUCAGUGGAUUCAUGCCUUUAUUCUUAAACACUGUUUGAAAACGAUGGUUUGAAAGAAAAGCUUUUUAUUUUGUUCUGAAAAAAGCAGAGUGAUGAGAGAGACUUCAAUAAAUAAAACACAGUUCUGAGUAAUCUGAAAUUAAAUUGAAGUUACUGGAGGUUUCAGUGUGUACCUGUUGGCCCUCUGCUGUCGGACCAGUUUAAUGUGUUAUUUUAUUGUUUAAAUCUUAUGAAAAGAAAAUAAGAAGUUAAAAUAAAAAAUUUAAUAUGGAAAAUAGAAAUAUGGUAAGGUAAACAACCUGAACAACAUUUAAAAAUGAAAAAAAACUAAGAAGAAGAAGAAAAAGAUUUUUGAUGGCCUUUCAGCUGCAGUUCGAGGUUUUGCCAAUUCGCUGCAUAUUUCUUUUUUAUUUGCAUAUUUUGUCCCUCCCGUGUCAGUUUGGUUUCAGUUGGCAAACACUUGUUAGUUUGUAUGUUCUGCAAUAGAUUUACCCACACAAAUGUGAUUUAUUGGAUGUUCCAACAUAUUCUAUUCACAUUUUGGAAUACAUUAACACAUUUUAACACAUAUUUUAAACUCUUGUGGCUGGUUUGCUGAUAUGGAUUCAACUAAAUAUCACUAAACUAGUGAUUUGUCAUUAAAAAUCCCACUGAAUUUAGGCUUAAACUGGGUCUGAGAAAGUGGUGCAGAAAAGUGGGUACACUCAAUUAAAUACAAAUAAAUAUACACACUAUAUGACAUAAACUGUUGGGGUUACAUAAACACACUAUCAAAAACUGGACAUGCGGUACGAAGAUUCAGAAUGACUACAUAAAGCUGUUGGUUUGCUUCACUAACAGAGCUACACAGUAUUUUUUAGUUUAAAAUUGAAAUUGAUCUUUUUUUACCUGGUUAGUUCAUGUCUCUGCUAAUAUUAAGCACCAUGACUCACUGAUUCAUCAUGUUAUCUAAUCACAGACAACAUUACUGUUUUCCUGUAAUCUACGUCAUCAUGCACCGGCGGACAGGAAAAAAAUAAUAUCAACCAGCAAUAUCAUGUUUUACCCCUGUCUCCCACCACCCCACCUAUCAUCUCAGGUAGCUCAGUGACCCCUGAUACCACAAUAUAAUCAGAAAUACUAAGAAUGCAAAAUUAAAAAUGCAAAUUGCCAAUUCACAUUGACUUUAAAGAGUUUUAUAAAAUAUGAAAAUGAGGUCAUGUGUGGCAGCGCAUCAUGCUACAGUAUUUUACUGAUUUAUCUAUUUCCUUCUUUAUUUAUUUAUUAAUUAAGUCAGGAGAUGUUUUUUUUGUUUGUUUUUGUUUUUUUAAUGAAGGGAACAAUAAAAAAAUACAAACCUUUGGGCCUGAAAACUUUAAAUACAUGAGCUGGAAUUCAUUCUCAAGUAUGUGGCAUUGUUUCAACCAUAACUGUUCUGCAGACUUAUUUGGUAUACUGUGUUGAAAACGGGCAUUUUUCAUCACCAAAGAUUUCUUUGUAGUAGAUUGUUUCUGGAUUGAGAUAGCUGUAAACUGAACCAGCAGAGAAUAGGCCAGAAUAGUUCAGAGUUAGUUGUUUUUCACCCUUCCUUUUUCUAAUGUGUGCACUAUAGAUCAAAUGUUGGCAAAGUUACACAAUAAACCCCACC
Messenger RNA from Pygocentrus nattereri (red-bellied piranha), 3667 nucleotides. RefSeq names its product high affinity cGMP-specific 3',5'-cyclic phosphodiesterase 9A (gene pde9ab). Bases 224 to 1804 code for a protein of 526 amino acids. Gene Ontology annotation, molecular function: 3',5'-cyclic-GMP phosphodiesterase activity. NCBI's taxonomy places the organism in Eukaryota, Metazoa, Chordata, Actinopteri, Characiformes, Serrasalmidae. The record is from RefSeq and is a predicted model, not a curated record. Gene Ontology annotation, biological process: cGMP catabolic process. The transcript is spliced from 21 exons.